GAAUCUCGCCACUGGAUGCAGAUCGCAGUUAGUGAGACCUGGAGCAAACCCUUCAACGAUCCAAGGAUUCUGAGCAAGUGUUCUACCUGAGAAUUAUCUACGAACAUGGAAACAAUGGUGGAGAAGCCGAUAAAUGAUUCAGGACAAGUCCUGCUGGAGAAUCUGCCCAUGGAGUUACUGGGCAACAUAAUCGAUCAACUAGUUACUGACAUACUGCCAAUUGGAUUUCAGUCACGGAAUAUUGACCUUAUGUCGCUCCUCUUAACGUCACGUGUCCUGCAUUCAGCGACGCUGGCAACCCUCUAUAGCCAGGUCACCAUCUCCCACUCCAAGGCGUUUCACAAAUUCAUAACCCAUGUUGCUGCACACCCAGCUUUGGGUACUAUGGUUCGACGACUCGAUUUCUCGCAUUUCAACCCUAUUGGGUUGGGUAUGACAGGAAGAGAGCGAGCUGAGACUCAAAACCUGACAGUGCAGACUCUGCUACAAUGUGUCAAGUUGCUCCCCAACCUUCAGGAAUUUCUGGCCCAAGAGCACAUAGAUGAUGACCUCAGUUCAGAUGUCAUCUGGACACUAUUCCAGAUGCCUCGGGUGCAAGCACUCGACUUUUGCACCUGCUCAUCCACGCUAUUCCGGGAUGCUAUUAUGAACGUAUUUGGAAAUACUUGCUCCUUCCAACUACCGCAAGUCCUGCCCAUCACGCGUCUAAGCUUCCACAGCUGCACAAUCUUACCCUCCGCGAUCUUUGAAUCGCUGCUACCUCGUUUACCAAAUUUGACGCAUUUAGAUGUUACGCACACCCGUAUCACAGACGAAGUGCUCGCCACAAUUCCACGAACAGCUAGGCUUACGCACCUUAACCUUAGCAAAUGCUGUUCCCUCUCCGGUGACAAGGUCGUGAAGUUCCUAGGCACCCAUCCAGCUGUUAAGGAUACCAUAGUUUAUUUAAACCUCCUUAUGGAUGCCAAGAGCCACAAAAUACUCAACGCUAUGGACGUUACUAAGCUCUUACCUACUCUACCAAGUACUCUAAGGUCUCUAAACCUCAAAGGCAGCGAGAUGUCUCAAAACCACAUACCGCUGCUCCUGCCCUUAACGAAACACCUUGAAGAACUCGGCAUUGGUAGAAACCUUCUAUACGAAGAUAUCUCACCUAUUUUUGGUCCCUUUUCAAAUGAGGCAAUGGAUAACGCAUCUUGGAUUCCUCAUACACUGCACUAUCUGGACAUCUCAGAUCUUGAACCCGAUCAACUAGAUCUUGGGCUUCUCUUCCGAUCAAAGACCAGCAUUCUGGAGCGAGGGACAAUGCCGUUGGAAGUUAUUGAGGUGGGAGAGAAGGCUUUCAAAAAAUUGAAGGAUAGAGAGCAUAUUUGUAAGCCGUUUGGAUGGGUUGUGAAGGAAGCGGGGAGGAGGGGUAUGCUGGCUAGGGAUAUAGUAAAGACUAACACCAAACUGGCUGGUGAGGAAAUUCAGAUCAAUGACGGAUGCAGGAGCUGGAAAAUGGGAGCGACAUACUGGGGAAUGAGGAAGGUGCCAGUCGCGCGCGCUGAAGUAUGUGGCAUGUAUGAAUUGUGUAUGUUCAAACAAUAAGCAAGCAUAACACAGGAGGAGCACAAUACAGACGCUAAUCAGCUGG
This is a messenger RNA of Hyaloscypha bicolor E, 1636 nucleotides long. RefSeq lists its product as uncharacterized. The record is from RefSeq and is a predicted model, not a curated record. NCBI's taxonomy places the organism in Eukaryota, Fungi, Ascomycota, Leotiomycetes, Helotiales, Hyaloscyphaceae. The transcript is spliced from 2 exons. Bases 106 to 1590 code for a protein of 494 amino acids.